AUGGUGUGGUUCAAGGCCAUGAGGGACCCUUUGGGCGUGUGCCAAUUUAAGUUGAAGCUCUUCUCUCUUGGAUCUCUUCUCCCUCAAACAAUAACGAAUGGAGAACUUCAAUGGAUCAAGUUGAAUACCCAAAUCACACCAGCUCAGCGUAAGACCAACCACGGGAUCUUGAAAGAAGUUAGUUUCGUAAGCAGCCCAGAAGAAAGUGACAGUUAUCAUCAUUAUGAGAUGGUUUCACUCGAUCCUUUGAGAUUACCAUCAUUGAAGAUUGCUAUGAAUGGUGGGAAGUCGAGUUCCCAAAUGAUGCCGAGCAGUGAGAAACGGAGCUGCGUAAUGGGAAUUAAUGGCGAAGAAAGAUUUGUUGAGAGAGAACUAUGUAUGAUACACUUCAUUACAAACGAAAGAUGGACAUGUGAGUACCACUAUGAGAACAGUGAUGGAGACGGCCUAAUGCUUAAUGGCGGUUUCGUUACCUGGUAUGCUACUGCAAGUGACCGUUAUAUAUCGCGAGAUGAACUCUGCCUUGGAUCUCGGAUUUAUUGUGCACAAGGUUCAGAAUCUGAGAAGCAAAAUCACAAGAUUCUUACAAACAUAUAA
Molecule: messenger RNA, 597 nt
Organism: Thlaspi arvense
Lineage: Eukaryota; Viridiplantae; Streptophyta; Magnoliopsida; Brassicales; Brassicaceae
Source: the annotation of a GenBank genome assembly